Molecule: messenger RNA, 1000 nt
Organism: Spinacia oleracea (spinach)
Lineage: Eukaryota; Viridiplantae; Streptophyta; Magnoliopsida; Caryophyllales; Amaranthaceae
Exons: 3
Coding region: 165-779 (204 amino acids)
Source: RefSeq, a predicted model, not a curated record
GAGUUAUGUGUGUUUCUAUAUUCUAUUAAGAAUGCAUGAAUAGUACGCAACCUUUUUCAUCACGUACUCUAUUUAUAAAUACAACAUUUGGGACACCCACCUUAUUUGUGCAUUGCAAAUCAUAAACUUGUAUCAAUUACUAAUUUACUACACUUAAGGUAACAAUGGCGUCCGUGCAACAAGCUGAUCAUGUUAUGAACCAAUUAUCCGACAAGGAGAAAGCAGCUAUCGAAGAGGCAAUGAAGGAGGCAGAGUUGUCUUUCCUAACAAGAAAAGACAACAACAACAACAACAACAACAAUUCAAAAGCAGAUGAGAGGGUUUUAGUAACUGGUGUUGUGAAGAAUCUCUUCCCUAAACAAAUCAAAUUUUAUGGUUACAGUAUUUGGCAAGGAUCUUUCGUAGAUUUACCUCCACAAAAUAUUAAUGCAAAUGGUAUUGGUGCGUUUGCAUAUAAGGCCAAUGUGAACAAGUGCAACGGUGACUUAAUCUAUUGUUCCCUUAAAGAGUCAAAUACUCAACAACUUGGAUGGCUCUUGGCUUUCAACAAGGUCGAUAAAAUUAACAAGGUGUACGUGGAAGCUGGGACUCUAGACAGGAUCGAAAAAAUACCGUUUGAGGUAAUUUCAGAAAAAGUAGCUGCAUCGGGUAAUAUAAGUCGUUAUUGGGAUAGCGACACUGGUGCUUCAGCAGCCGCUGAAAUAAGGAACUUUGAUGACUACAUGGCUUUCGUUGGUGUCACCUUUGACCAGUACGAAGGAAUUUCCCAACAUUCUUAAUUAAUUAAUUAAAAUUAAUUAAUUAAUUAAUUAAUUAAAAUUAAUUAAUUAAUUAGCAAAUUACACCGCGCGGCAGCCCAGCUAAAUCUAUAUAUACAUAUGCUUGCUGGUAAUAUAUUGAAUAAAUGUCGCGCCUCUUAAUUGGUUUUGUAAGAUGAUCUAAAUAUACAUCUACUUUUAUCGGCUUUAAGGCUAUGUUAUGUUCAACUUAUUUUGCUUCA